AUGUUCUCCCUUAUCCACAACCCACGCACCUUCCUCCGCUUCAUCUUCGGCAUCGUUUUUCUCAUGUGUUUUCUCACCAACAUGGUUUCCGGCGGGCCACUAGCCGCUCAACACCUCCGCGACGCCUUUCGCGGUCACCGCCCAUGGAAAACAGAUACUAAUGAAAGACGAGACGACGACAUCACCCAAUCCCAAUCCCAAUCCUCACCACAACAGGGCAACGUAAUCCGCGUCGCCGCCUCUCCCAUCCAAAUCGACCCUCACGGCGUCUACAUCCGCGCUUCCCCUCUCUACUCCUCCUCCUCCUCCUCCGACGGGCGGCAUCCCGACACAUCCCGCAUCAUCGCCGGCUUCGCCAGCACCUCGGGGUCUGACCGCGUCCUCCGCGUCUCUUCAUCCUCCAACUCGGGCGCCUCCUGGUCUCCUUUAGGUGAAAUCACCCGUUUCCCUUCAGACGGGACCCACGACCUCGACAACGCCAUGCCUUUAGCCCUUCCCUCCGGCCGCAUCCUAUUCGCCUUUCGGCACCACUCUUUAUCCCCUUCUUCUUCAACAGGCUUCCACUACACUUUCUACCGCCUCGAAAUCUGUUCCUCCUCUGACGGGGGCCGCACCUGGUCUUUUCUGUCUCAUAUCGACCAACGGCCUGCCUCUUCUUCUGGAAAGAAAAACGGCCUGUGGGAACCUUUCUUGCGUUUGGCAGCAGACGGCAACACAAUCCAAGCGUACUACUCCUCUGAAAACUCCGCCGGGGACCAAGAUAAUCUCAUGCGAUAUUCCACGGACGAAGGAAAAACCUGGUCUGACCCGCCUAUUUUAGUCUCCAGCUCGCCAACUGCGGACUCAAGGGACGGGAUGACGGGCGUUUCUGCUAUCUCUUCUUCCUCCCCCAGGGAGUUAAUCUGCGUGUUUGAAACGACUUCCCCAGACGGGACUUUUUCGAUAGCUAGAGUGCUAAGUCACGAUGAUGGCCGUACCUGGGGAGAGAGGGAGAACGUGUACAUGGCUCAAGGAGGUAAAUGGGCGGGAGCGCCGCAGGUGUAUCUGGUAGGAGACACGUUGGUGACGAGUUUCUUGACGAACGAAGGGACGGAGUUGCCCAAGAUUGAUGGGGCGUAUACCAAGGUUGUGGUUAGUAAGGAUUCAGGCAAAACGUGGACGGAGACGGGCAAGGCGGAGACGGUCGCGGGGACGGGGAGCCAUUGGCCGGGUUUGUACAGUUUGAAUGGGACGCAUUUCCUAGCGCUGUAUUCGACGGAUGAGAUGGGGGCGGUUAGUCAUUUGCAUAGUGUUUCGUGA
Messenger RNA from Neurospora tetrasperma FGSC 2508, 1299 nucleotides. RefSeq lists its product as uncharacterized. The record is from RefSeq and is a predicted model, not a curated record. Lineage: Eukaryota; Fungi; Ascomycota; Sordariomycetes; Sordariales; Sordariaceae. The coding region runs from base 1 to 1299 and encodes 432 amino acids. The transcript has a single exon.